AUGAGUUGCCAGGCCUUUUCUAAAAAUAUUGGUCCAGCUCUGAUUGCAUGGUUUCUCCUUAUAUUUCUUACUGCCUUAUACUUGUCAUUUAUUUGUUGGGAUUUUAGCAAAGAAACUAGUUAUGCAUUUACUGUAUGUCAUUCCUUGCUCUUUUUCUUCGUGGUCUCCGCAUUUGGCAAGGCAACCUUUAUGGACCCUGGUUAUUAUUCCAUGGGGGUUCCCGGUGAAAAGGUGACUACAAUUGAGAAGGGUUCGCCUCGUACUGUAAUGUAUAAAUCUGUUGACAUUAAUGGAGUUUCCACCCGCCUUAAGUGGUGUGUCACUUGUGAAUUCUAUAGACCUCCUCGUUGCUCUCACUGCUCUAUUUGCAAACAUUGUAUUGAUACAUUUGAUCAUCAUUGUCCUUGGUUGAACAAUUGUAUUGGAAGAAGGAACUACCGGUAUUUUUUCUCGUUCCUGCUUACAUUAACUCUCCAUAUGAUUAUCGUUUUUGGCGUUUCCAUGACUUAUGUUCUGAUGCGUACAAAUCAACUCUCUCACUACAAAGUCAUUAUUGCUAUUGGUGUGUUAAUUUUGGUAGGCCUAUUGCUGCUUCCUGUGCUAGGUCUGACAGGAUUUCACAUAUUUUUGGUGAGCAAAGGACGAACUACAAAUGAACAAGUCACUUCAAAAUACGAUCUUGACAUGAACCCUUAUGAUCGCGGCCUGUGCAAGAACUGGCUACACAUUUUUUGUUCCUCUCAACCACCUAUAUUGAAUCGACCAAAUGCAUCAGAAGUGGAUAUGUGGGAGUUGUAUAAUGGUAAAUCGACCAAAUAUCUGCAGUCUUCGAAUUUACUCUCUGGUUUCAACAAUUCCAAAUUUCUUGAUACCUUUAAAUCAUCCUAUAAAAACCCGGCUGAUAUUAUUAAUCAAGAAGUUUGUGAAAAGGCGGAUUUCGAGAAUAUCGUAAAUCACUCUUCUGAUCAGCGAAACGCAUCCACUGUAGUUUCCAGUGUUCAUCAUGAAUUGAACAAUUCUCUUUCACCCGAUUCACAACCAAAAGUGUUAUCUCUUAAAGAGUUUUCAAAUGCAACUUCCAUUAACGAAGACCUUGUAUCUAGAUCUCAGUCUCCUGUUUGUGGAAGGACUGGUGGAAUAAAUAAGACAAAUCCAAAUCUUGCUGUAGGAGGAACAAAGUCUUUAGGGAAUAAAGACCAAAGUAAAAGUUCACAGGUUGUGACAAAUGCACCAAAAUAUGUCUCAAGUGGGAAUAAUACUAGCUUUACUUCUAAUAUUAAUUCUGUUGUAACAGCCACUAAUGUUUCUGUAAAAACUAUAUCUAAUAGAGAUCAUUUCGUUACGAAAGGUGACCAUUUAACUCCACUUCUAGGAUCUCAGGCAAAUUCGGACGUUGACUUGAUUCGGGGACGUCAGUUGCAAAAGUUUACUACAGAAAAUCAAAGUAAAUCAAGUAGUUCGCUUUACCGCAAACAACAGGAUCAAAAUGGCACCACUGGAAUUGGAAGAAGUUCUUCACGUGAUGUUUUUCUUCGUUCCAGUGAAAUUACAUGUCCUUGUACAACAUCUGAUUCGAUGAUAAAUAUCCGUGAUCGAGUCACCUUACCCAUAAAUACAUAUAGUGCACCGGUUUCCCAGCCAAGAUUCGUUACUAUUGAACGGUUCAAUACUGAUCAGGAUUUGAAUGGUACACAGUGUUCACCUAAAUCAUAUUCUCCCUCCUCAGGCCGUGGUAUACAUUACGUCACAACAGCUACGCCUGCUUGUUCCACCCCUGGGUCUGUAAAUCUUCCAACUAGCAAUAUAUCAAAGGCUAUGAUGAAAUCAAUGAGAUCAGAACACCGCCGUCACGAAUUUCCACAUAAAAUUUGUUCUCGGUAUCCUGGAAUGCAAGUCGAACAAAAGCACUUGUUACCCCAUAAUGAAGUCACCCAUCAUAUUUCUCCACAGUCAUUUCACAGUCUUCCUCCACCUUUGCCUCCACAUGGCUCUCAAACAAAUAUUUCUCAUCCUCGUCCACUUUGGCCUCCAGUUGUACCUCCUCAUGGCAUUUCUAUAUCAGCUCCGUGUUUUUUGCCGGUUGAUUCAACGAGCCAAUUUAAUGCUAGCGUAACAUCCUCUAAUCUUCGUUUCGUUAAGCCACCUUAUUUCAAUAAUCCUGAUGGCGCUCAAGUGGAUGGAUCGAGUUAUUUUAUAGGUAGUCCACGUUCAAAUGAACAGUCUGCCUCAAAAUAUAUACCUCAGUCAUUUAGUUUGAAUUACUAUCCUUCAAUUUCGACACAAAUUGAUACACGUCCUACGCCACCGUUACCUCCACAUAAUCGAAUUUCUAAAGUUAAUACACCAAAUAAUCGAAUGCAAUCAACUGGCCCUAAAAAUUCUAACAAUUUAGUCACUCGAUGGCGAAAAGAUGGUGAUUCUAAUUCUCCUGAUGGCACUUUUGAAAUCUCAGUUUAG
Schistosoma turkestanicum is the source of this 2457-nucleotide messenger RNA. Lineage: Eukaryota; Metazoa; Platyhelminthes; Trematoda; Strigeidida; Schistosomatidae. The record is from the annotation of a GenBank genome assembly.